Caretta caretta (loggerhead turtle) is the source of this 833-nucleotide messenger RNA. RefSeq names its product paired immunoglobulin-like type 2 receptor alpha. Lineage: Eukaryota; Metazoa; Chordata; Testudines; Cheloniidae. The record is from RefSeq and is a predicted model, not a curated record.
CCAGAGUCUCCUGCAGUGGGGCCAUGAGCGGGGAGCUUCUGAUGCUGAUGCUGCUGCCCCUGGCGGGGGCGGCUGCUCAGGAUCCCUGGUACCAGAUAACCCAGCCCGAGUCCCUGUCGGCGCUGGCCGGGGGCUCCGUCACCCUGCCCUGCAACUUCACCUACCCCCGUGAGAUCGAGCCGCUGCAGGACCUCCGGGUUUACUGGAGACUCGGGUUCCAUGGCCAGUUUAUCUACAAUCACACCGAGAGAUUCACCCGCCCGGAUUACGGGGGCCGCAUCGUCCUGGUCGGGGACCCACGGGGGAGCCGAACGGCCACAAUCUGCAUCAACCGGCUGCAGGAGUCGGACGCCGGAGAGUACGUCUGCCACAUCACGGUGCGGAAGAACAAUGGCCAAUGGAACCAAUGGCGCCAUCACCCUGGGACCCAGCUCACGGUGACAGGGCGGGAAGCUCCCAGCCCCACGGACAGCACGUGGCACCGAGAAAUGGUCACAACUAGAGCGGCGGGUGCGGGGAGAACCUGCCCCUGGUGCAUCGACACCGUUCACCUCGUCCUUAUCGGCCUUGUCCUGGUGCUUUCCAAGGCCGGCAUCUGCUUCGUGGUCUUUGCCCUGGGCCGGCGGCGGGGCUGGGGUCACGGCCCACAGAGCGUCACCGGGCGGGUGUCCGGAAGCGACGCACCAUUGGCGUCAGGAUUCAAACUCACCUGCCUGGCGCAGAGCUCUCCGCCAGGCAUCCCGGGGGAAUGACACCGUCCAGCAGCUGUAGAAUGGUUGUUAUCCUCCAGCAAAAUACCCGCUAGCAAGAGCAGAGCGGCAUGGAUAGUGUGC